AUGCGAUGCACAGCUCCGCGACCUCGCCGAGCCACGCCCCACGUGCGUGCAGCCUGCGCCCGAUCAACCGACGCCCCUCGAUUGUAGCGCAAGCCAGUGCAUCUAGCUAGCUCUUACAGUCGUCUACGGUAACGGUCUAGCCAUGUCAGGUAGAUGAGUCAGUUUAAGCUCAGCUCAGUCGACCGGUACGGUACGGUGACAACCCUCAUCAGGCCAGACAUCGCUACGUCUGGUUGUUUGAACCUGAACAUUUUCAUGCUUUGAAAGUUUGAUUGUAAUAUCUGUAGAUCUAGAGGCUCUACCAUGGAUACCGAACUCAGUUUUAACGUUCUUAUGUCAGGUUUAGCCGCCUUACCCGUGAUAAGUGUACUUUUUCUCAUUCAAUUCAAGGGAAUUGAAUAUGUGAUUGUGAAACAAAGGUGGAUCUUCGUGUGUUUGUUUUUGCUCCCACUCUCAGCUGUUUAUGAUGUUUACUAUUUCAUGCGCAACUGGGUUGUUUUCAGGAUGAGCAGUGCUCCCAAGUUACAUGCAGAACGGGUCCAAGAUAUUCAAUCGCAGGUAAAGAAAUGGAAGUCAGAUAAGAGCCAGCAGCUGAUGUGCACCGGUCGUCCUGGAUGGCAAACAAUCAGCCUUAGGGUUGGCAAGUACAAACUGACUCAUCGCAAGAUCUUCAUUAACCUGGUGGAUAUUCUAGAUAUAGAUACUGAGCGUCAGACAAUGAAGGUUGAACCUCUAGCCACCAUGGGUCAGAUCACGGCCAUGCUUAACCCUCUCGGCUGGACGCUCCCUGUCCUUCCAGAGCUCGAUGAUCUCACAGUUGGUGGAUUAAUCAUGGGUGUUGGUAUAGAGAGCUCAUCUCACAAGUAUGGUCUCUUUCAACAUGUCUGUGUUAGCUUUGAACUGGUUUUGGCUGAUGGUAGCGUGGCUCAGUGCUCAAAGGAUGAGAACCCUGAGCUGUUCUACUCCGUUCCCUGGUCGUAUGGAACUCUUGGUUUCCUCGUAUCAGCUGAGAUCAAGAUCGUACCCGCUAAGCAGUAUGUUCGUCUGGAAUACAAGCCAGUGCAUUGCUUUGAUGACGUCUCUAACGUGUUUGCCAAAUGUUCUAAGGAGGCCCAAGAGAAUGAGUUUGUUGAAGGAUUGAUGUAUUCUAAGGAUAAAGCUGUUAUCAUGACAGGACAGUUGACAGACCAAGCUGAACCAGCCAAGAUCAAUGCCAUCGGGAACUUCUGGAAGCCCUGGUUCUUCAAGCAUGUUGAGUCAUUUCUGAAGACAGGUCCUGCUGUAGAAUACAUCCCUCUGAGGCAUUAUUAUCAUCGUCACUCUAGGAGUAUCUUCUGGGAAAUUCAGGACAUCGUGCCCUUUGGCAACCAUCCAAUCUUCCGGUACCUUCUUGGCUGGUUGACCCCUCCUAAGGUGUCUCUACUGAAGCUCACUCAGGGGGAGAUUAUUAGAGAGCUCUAUGAGAAGAAACAUGUGGUACAGGACAUGCUGGUACCACUCAAAGAUAUGAAGAGCUCCCUCAUGUGCUUCCAUGAUGAAAUGGAGAUGUACCCUCUGUGGCUGUGUCCCUUUGUUCUACCAGCCUUGCCUGGGAUGGUCCAUCCUCUAGGCAACCAAGAAGAACUCUUUGUGGACAUCGGAGCCUAUGGCAACCCAAAGAAUCCUAACUUUCAUUUCAGAGAUUCCACACGCAAGGUGGAGGAGCAUGUCCGCAAGGUUAAUGGGUUCCAGAUGCUGUAUGCUGACAGCUACAUGACCCGGGAGGAGUUCAGGGAGAUGUUUGAUCACUCUCUCUAUGACAAGCUACGCAAGAAUCUCAAGUGUGAAGGGGCUUUCCCAGAAGUGUAUGACAAGAUCAACAAGUCAGCCCGCCACUGAUACCGCUCUGAUCAGAGCCCUCACCAGAGAGCCCUCACCACAGAGCCCUCACCUGUAUAAAGCCCAAUCUCAGUUCUGGAGAGUGUUUCACAAAGAUCCUAAGUCGAACUUAAUAAUUAUGGAUAGCCGUUAGCAUCUAUGAAAAUAUUAUGUAAAAGUUAUUUUAA
Molecule: messenger RNA, 2045 nt
Organism: Strongylocentrotus purpuratus (purple sea urchin)
Lineage: Eukaryota; Metazoa; Echinodermata; Echinoidea; Camarodonta; Strongylocentrotidae
Gene: dhcr24
Product: delta(24)-sterol reductase
Exons: 8
Coding region: 304-1878 (524 amino acids)
Biological process (GO): steroid metabolic process
Cellular component (GO): membrane; cytoplasm
Molecular function (GO): FAD binding; Delta24(24-1) sterol reductase activity
Source: RefSeq, a predicted model, not a curated record